AUGGACGACGAGGACUUCCAGUUGCAAGAUCAUGCAGUAGAUCUAUCUCAGCCAUCUGUAUCAAAUGAUGCUCUGCUUGUGCUAGCAGACACUGAAACUACUCCAACAAUUGUUCAGAUACCUAGGCAACUGCCUAGAAAUGAACUUGAACAGCUCAUCCCAAAGGAUUGGUUAACCAAUUAUGAAAGGCUUCAUUCAACCUCCCAACCAAUCCAGAUCACAGAAUCUUCUUUCAGAAGGAAUCCUGAUGGAACAGUACAGACUUCCUUCCAGCCACCACGGCAUUCCACAGGAUCCUUGCCUGUAUUCCAGACCAUGAUGGUCCAGCCAUUAGAAAAGGAGCAAGACGACUAUCCCGCUGGAGCAGUAACACUAGACAAUCAUUACAUCUAUCCUCAGAAAAUAGAUGGUCACUGCCCCUGGGAUCUCCCAGGUUCUGGAGCAUGCGAUGAAGAUUGUGACUGUCGUGACAAUUACUGGGAAAAUGAAUAUGACCAUCCUCUGUUUGACAAAAAUUGGAGGAAGCUCACCAAACAAACAAGAAGAGCCUCUUGCAAGUCACAACAAGUUCUCAGAAGAGACUAUCCAGAUAGUAGCCCAUGGAUUGGUAUCCAUGAGGAAACCAAGCAGAAGGAGCCUCUUCCCAUCUAUGAGUUUGCCCUUGAGAUCAUCAGAAAGGAAGGAAAGAAACUGCCCCCUCUCAAACCAGUUUCUUCCCCUCCGACUUCACUUCCUUUGAUUUUCCUCCAUUAG
Hevea brasiliensis (rubber tree) is the source of this 753-nucleotide messenger RNA. RefSeq lists its product as uncharacterized. Bases 1 to 753 code for a protein of 250 amino acids. The transcript is spliced from 3 exons. The record is from RefSeq and is a predicted model, not a curated record. NCBI's taxonomy places the organism in Eukaryota, Viridiplantae, Streptophyta, Magnoliopsida, Malpighiales, Euphorbiaceae.